Messenger RNA from Letharia columbiana, 1605 nucleotides. RefSeq lists its product as uncharacterized. NCBI's taxonomy places the organism in Eukaryota, Fungi, Ascomycota, Lecanoromycetes, Lecanorales, Parmeliaceae. The record is from RefSeq and is a predicted model, not a curated record. Gene Ontology annotation, molecular function: mRNA 5'-cap (guanine-N7-)-methyltransferase activity. Gene Ontology annotation, biological process: 7-methylguanosine mRNA capping. The coding region runs from base 1 to 1605 and encodes 534 amino acids. The transcript is spliced from 3 exons. Gene Ontology annotation, cellular component: nucleus.
AUGUCUUCACAAGGUACGAAACGUCCUAGAGAAGAGGACCACCCUCCCGAAGCUUCACGCCCUCGCAAGCGUCCUGGAGGAGCUGCUCGUAUUUCAAAAGCAGACUCAGAAGCCGUUCUACAGAGACAGCAGCAACGAGCAGAAGAAGACAGGCACGCGGCUGCUACUAGGGGAGUCGAAGAAGUCGUGAGGCAGCAUUACAAUGCCGUACCUCAGCGGGGGAGGGAAUGGCGGAAGACGGACAGCCGAAUCAAGGGACUACGAAGCUUCAAUAACUGGAUCAAGAGCACUAUCAUACACAAAUUCUCGCCGUGUGAGUCUGGGAGAGAACCUUUGCCGUUACGAGUAUUGGAUAUUGGUUGUGGCAAAGGUGGUGAUCUUGGCAAAUGGCAACAGGCGCCGCAACCAGUCGAGCUCUAUGUGGGGGUUGAUCCGGCAGAAGUGUCGAUUGAUCAGGCAAAAGAGCGGUUUUCACAAAUGCGAUCAGGUGGAGGCAGGGCCAGCAGAGGCGGCAGAGGAGGUCGAGGAGGCUACCAAGGAGGGAGACCACAAAGGACAUUCGAUGCCGAAUUCUUUGCAGAGGAUGCCUUUACCUACUCUCUGGGAGACAUACCCAUUAUACGCGAAGUUGGAUUUGGGCCUGGCUCUCGCUGGGGUCCUGGUGGCGGCUUCGACGUCGUUUCAAUGAUGUUCUGCAUGCAUUACGCCUUUGAAAACGAAGCAAAAGCCAAAGGAAUGUUGGCAAAUGUGGCUGGUAGCCUUAAAAAGGGGGGAAGAUUCCUUGGGGUCGCACCAAACUCGGAUGCCAUACGCUUAGGGGUAGAGACCUUUCACGAGCGUCAAGCUAAAGCUGCUGCUAGCAAUUUGAAUGGGAAGCCCAGAGGCACGGUAGAUGGCAAAAGCAACGCUGCACUCAGCUCAACGGCGUCUCGAGUUCCAGCAAGUGCUAGUCAAGAAACACAAGCUCCAUCAUGGAAACGUAAAGCCGUUGAUGAGGUGGACGGUGAACCAACCGCGAAGAAGGUCGAGCGGUCUGAUGAAUCGAACUCCAAGACGGAAAUUGCAGCUGCUAUCAACGUCCUCACCGAGCCGCCAUCGGAUCCACCAUUCAAUGGCGAGAAUUUCGAGCCGGAGCAUAAGAAGUUAAACGACCAAAAAAUUGACGCCGCUGCUGAUAAGAAAGACAGUCGCACCGAAUCUGAUCCAGAGUCCAAUGUACCCGAGGGUGAUCAGCAACCACUUGUCGCGGAAUGGGGCAAUGGCAUAUAUCGAGUCCGUUUUCCUGGCAAUACGCCCACCGAUGGUAUCUUCCGACCCCCGUACGGAUGGAAGUAUAGCUAUUUUCUGGAGGAGGCGGUGGAAGAGGUCCCAGAAUACGUAGUUCCCUGGGAGGCCUUCCGAGCUAUAGCAGAAGACUACAACCUUGAACUGCAAUACCGAAAGCCUUUCACCGAAGUCUGGAACGAGGAAAAAGACUCUCCGGUCUUUGGACCUUUGAGCGAACGUAUGGGUGUGAGGGGCAGGGAUGCGGGACCGCUGCUAGUCAGUGAUGAGGAAAUGGAGGCUGCAAGCUUUUAUCAUGCAUUUUGCUUCUACAAAAUCUGA